UCUCGCUCUUCUCCCUCCUCUCUUUCUCUUUUUCUGACUGAUAUUUUAACUAAUCCUUCUUCCCCCCCCAAAAUCCUCUCCUGCUUACGAGAUCACCACCCAAACCCAGUCAUCUUCAUAACAAUCCUUAGUCUGCUUAGUACUCACGCAGCUAAUUCCCCUCGAACUGCUUACCUCAUCGCUGCUCCUUGUCUAUCAAUCGAGAUUCCCCCCAGUAUUGGAUCCUUUGCUGUCUUCUCCUGGAUAUUGUCCUUUUUUCUAAAAAUCCCCGACUGAUUUCAGCCUUCCUCGGCCUGAAUUGGUGGUGAUCCGUGUCUCGGGCGCGUCCUCUACGUGAUUGUCCAUACCUCUCGAUGCAGCCUACACUAGCUCCGGCGCCGCAUCCAAGCAUGCAAACUUCUGCUCAGGACCAUGCGGAUCAGGUGCUCCAUGAUCAGCUCCUAGCUGCUCAUCAGCACCUGUCCCACCCUCAGCAGGCGCGACCGCAACCCCAAGCUCAACCGCCGCCGCACAUGCAGCCCAACGCGGCCAGCCCUCGCGAUCAAAACAACAUUGACCCCGCUAUCUCGGGAGCCACCAUGCUCGCUGGACCCCCCCAGACUCCUCCCCAGCCGGAAUCCGUGGGGGGUCCCGAAUCGCCCAAGACCUACGGCAAGCGACCGUUGUCGACCUCCAAGCGGGCCGCCCAGAACCGAGCGGCGCAGCGGGCGUUCCGUCAACGCAAGGAGAGCUACAUCCGGAAACUGGAGGAGCAGGUCAAAGGCUUUGACGGCAUGUCCGACCAGGUGAAAGGCCUGCAGAAUGAAAACUACCAGCUGCGCGAGUACAUCAUCAACCUGCAGUCUCGGUUACUCGAGUCCCAGGGUGAGGUUCCGGACCUGCCGGCCAAUAUCGAUUUGAGUCAGUCCCGCGCGGACAUGCCCAUGCCCCCGGCGGGCAACGCGCACGGCGGUGCUCCCGGCGCUCCGGCGCCCCCGCCGAAUGCCCAGCAAAACCCGCCCCCAAAUCAGACGGGCGGCCCGAACGACGCCAUGAACUCGUUGAACCGCAUCGCGGUCGCGGGCCUCGGCAUGCGGAAGCACCCCAACGAAGAGACGAACUUUAUGGGCCAUAACUUCCCCGGCGCUCGUCGCCCGCGGAACGACGAAAACCAGACCGAUCCGGACGUGUCGAAGACUGAGCCCCCGUCUGGCUUGCCGGUCGUAUCAUGAGGCGACCUCAAUCUCAUGUAUUGAUCUUAAUCACGCUCAUGCUUGUUCUUGCUGGCCUAUGCUUUGAUUCCGCUUUCAUCAUUUACCAUUUCUUUCCUCCUAUUUAUUCCAUUCGUGUAUCUCAAUCCCGGUGUAUGGCGCGAUUGCUUUUCGGUUUUGAUUCCGGCCCUCGGAGGGGAGCGGUGUUUGGCUUUUGU
Aspergillus campestris IBT 28561 is the source of this 1408-nucleotide messenger RNA. RefSeq lists its product as uncharacterized. The transcript is spliced from 4 exons. Lineage: Eukaryota; Fungi; Ascomycota; Eurotiomycetes; Eurotiales; Aspergillaceae. Bases 354 to 1211 code for a protein of 285 amino acids. Gene Ontology annotation, cellular component: RNA polymerase II transcription regulator complex. The record is from RefSeq and is a predicted model, not a curated record. Gene Ontology annotation, molecular function: DNA-binding transcription activator activity, RNA polymerase II-specific; transcription cis-regulatory region binding.